Messenger RNA from Talpa occidentalis (Iberian mole), 2912 nucleotides. It is a transcript of the gene DTHD1, whose product is annotated as death domain containing 1. The transcript has 10 exons. Gene Ontology annotation, biological process: signal transduction. Gene Ontology annotation, molecular function: protein binding. Bases 110 to 2824 code for a protein of 904 amino acids. The record is from RefSeq and is a predicted model, not a curated record. Lineage: Eukaryota; Metazoa; Chordata; Mammalia; Eulipotyphla; Talpidae.
UAGCCAACUUGGAUCAUCUCCUAGAUUUUAGGAGAAACACCAAGUUUGAAUUUGCUAAACCUGUGGGCUUUGCUGGCAGGAAAGAAACAUUCCACUUGUAGAGCAUAAAAUGGAUACAGAAGACAUGGGCUCAGGUAAACUGGGCCCAAUAUUGAAGCAGAUUUGGAGACAAAACCUGAUGCUAAAGCAGGUGCUUCUGGGUGAUGACCAAAGUGAAGGGACUUCUGGGGCCACUUGGGUAACCACAGUGGUCUUUCUGGGGUUAGAGCUCAGUGGAGCCCUCCACCAACUCCUGGAGCACACUGCAGGGACCCUGCACUCCUGCUGCCAGCGGCUGCAUGUACUGCUUGACAAGGAAAAGGAAUGCAUCUGGAGACAAGAAAUGAUUACUUUCAUAGACUGCCUCAUGAAAAUCAAUGAUUAUUUGGGGAGCACUGCUACACUUCUGAAAAAAGAAGAAAAGGAGAUGUGUAAUUUAUGCAGCAUGCAUGAUGAAUGUACUCCGCCUCAGACAAUGUCCGCCAUUCAAGAUAUCAAAGCAACAGACAUUGCUGCAAGUGGGGAACAGAAUGUCAUAGAAACAGCUACUUUUUCUCCCACAAACAGAGAGGAAAGUCAUUACACAAACCAGGUCCAGCUUAAAAAAACUGAAACACAAAUGAGUUCAGAAUUAGUGGUAAAAGAAAACAAUACAUCAUUGAAUAGAGAUAAAACAGGACAAGAGGAGUCAUGGAACAAAAUGUUCCCAGAUAAUACAGAAAAUGAAGAUGAUAAACAAAUUAAUCACAUGACUGUUGAGAACAUAAAUGGCAACAGGGAAGAGAUGCAUGACAUAACCCAGACAACAGAAAGAGAAAUUCAAGAGCCCUCAGAAAACCAAAGAGAGAUGACCACAUCCUCAAGAACAUGUGAUAUCUCCAAUAAAUGUAUGAAUAGUCUUCUCAAUUAUUCAGAUAGUUUAAAGCAAGAGAACAACAUAAUUGAAAAGGAGUAUCUUGACAUGCAGAGUGAUGAUAAUGACCCUCAAGUGUCUUGUUAUAUUACAGCUCAGUCAUACAUUCUACAGCAUCUAGAAUGCCGGAUAAUUAAUAAAAUGAGUUCCUUAGUAGUAAGUGAUAAUGAAGAGUUGGUCAGCAAUGUCAUCACCAUUGAGUGCUCACAUAGAGAAAAGAGAAUUCCAUUUCCGAUAUGCAUUGCAAUUCCAUUUACUGCACGUUACAGAGGAAAUUACAGGGACAUCAUGGUGAAAGUGUCUGAUGCAAACUUUCAAUCAAGUUACCUAACUCCAAAUUCAUUGGAGGGAAUGAGGGGAAAUUAUAAGGGGACCUGUGCAGAAGUGAAAGUUUACAAGUUGGGUAUCUUUUCUGUUGUGUCUUGUUUGAAGAAAGAGACCUUCACAAUAACAAAGAAAGGUCUUACGCUUAAGCCAAGCAUGGAUUCUCGAAUAUCCUUAAAUUACCCUCCAGGGGUUUUCAGCUCACCAGUGCUUGUGCAAUUAAAGGUCCAACCAAUAGAACCAUCUCUGGUGACAUGUUUAAAAACACAGCAAGAUACUUCCUACCUGGUAUUAGCCACGAGCCCUCUGAUGCAUAUUCAGCAUCCAUCAACGCAUCCUUUCCAGAAACCAGUCACCAUCUUCCUGCCUUGCUCUCAACACCCUGAUAAAAAGAAUCUUGGGCCUGAGACAGAUCAUAAAAGAACAGCUAGUGCCACCACAAACAGGAUCAUACCUUUAUACCUCAACUGGACCAAAAGUGCUUCCCUAAGAAAACCUGGGAACAAUGUCGGUGAAUCUUUGAAAUUACUAGGAUUCAGGAGCCGAGACAGUGGCUGGUUUGGACUUGAUAAUGUUGUGGUGAGAACCAUGCAGAGUGGCUUGAUAUCAUUUGAAUUGUGUGAGCAUUUAGAAAGGUUUAUUGUGCUUCAGCUCUCUUCCGUUGUGGACAACAGCCAUUUGGUGUCUUUUGUGAAAUCUUUAGAGGCAGCCCUGCUCAGCACAACCGCCUGUAUUGUGCUGUAUCACCAGAAAGACAAUCCACACCGAAUAGUCGUUUUAGUGGUGCCGUCUAAAGACCUAAACCAGGUGCUGAAGAACUUGCGCUCAGAAGGGCUCAGUGGCCCUCCGGAGCCAUCUCGACAUUUCCCAGUGAAAGAAGGAGAACAACUUCUUUUGAGGUUUACUGGAAACAUAUUUGCUUCAAGCAAUGGGAAGGAUUAUGGAAAAGACUACAAAAUUAUUUUUCAUUUACAAAGAAAACCCAGGCUGGAACUCCAAAUCAAAGAAGUGGAUGAAUUUGGAAACUAUAGCUGUCCUCAUUAUAAGGGCACCAUUGUAGUUUAUAAAAUCCCCAAAGAAAAGAUAGUGUCUAAUUUGGAUCAAUUUCUUAUGACCGAUGAAAACCGUGAUGAGUUGCCAAUUUGCAAAUUACCAUUGAGGUUGCCAAAGCAUAAAAAAUUAAUCAACCGUCCACAGAGUACCAAAAGAACUUCUGCAGAUCCUCUAGAAGCCCUGUGGGAGAACCUGCUCUACUGGCUGGCCGAGGAGCUCUCCGAGGAAAAUGCCACGUGCCUGUCCUUGUCGCUCCCCCUGCGCCGCAGCACUGUGCAGCUGAUCAAGCUGAAGAGUCCUGAUGACCUCACAGAGCAAAUCCACGAACUGCUUUCCUUCUGGAAAAGAUCACUUCCAAAUUCUACUGAUAAACUUCGCCUUCUGGCUCAUCACCUCCGCAAGAUAGGCAGGAGUGAUCUCUCAGAAAAGCUCAAGUUCAAGUGGGAAAAUAAAGUGUUCACUGAGCCACAGCAUUGGUUGGACAUGACAGAGUAACUCCAGGCUGCUCCUCUUUCUUUGGCUCUUGAUAUUGGGUCAGAGUAAGUUUUAAGACCUUUUCUAUCAACUUUUUUUUUAAUUUAAA